Messenger RNA from Ruditapes philippinarum (Manila clam), 1795 nucleotides. RefSeq names its product neurogenic locus notch homolog protein 3-like. The record is from RefSeq and is a predicted model, not a curated record. Gene Ontology annotation, molecular function: calcium ion binding. NCBI's taxonomy places the organism in Eukaryota, Metazoa, Mollusca, Bivalvia, Venerida, Veneridae.
CAUGGAAAUAUUCCAGCCACUAUAGUAGGCAGAGAUCUUUAUACGAGACAAACAACUGAUUGCCUUGAAUGCUGUUCCAGUGACCAUUGCAAUAAAAUUUUAUGCGAACAUCUGAAACCUCAAUCAUGUAUUGAUGACGAGUCCAUUGACUGUGCAAGACUUAACUCUUUGUUCAACAUUUGCAAUGAUAUCUCUCAAGCUAAGAAAGUGUGCCCUAAGUUUUGUAAUUUGUGCAACGUUGUUGACGGAAACUGGACACCGUGGUCUGCAUGGUCCUCGUGUGACGUUACAUGCGAAAAAGGUUUACAGACAAGAACCCGAUCCUGCACAAAUCCUGCACCACAAUACGGUGGUCAGAUGUGUCUAGGCAAUAGUACAGACAAUAAAGUGUGUGAACUGGAUCUUUGUCCCAUACAUGGUGGUUGGGGUCAGUGGCAGGAAUGGGGAUCGUGUUCUGUAACAUGUGACAUGGGAAUGAAGAGUCGCAGCAGAGAUUGUUCAAAUCCUCCUCCUAGUCGAUUUGGUGAUCACUGUUUCGGUCACAAUCAAGAGUCACAACUGUGUUUACCUAAAAUCUGUUCAAAUGGUGGCUGGACUGCGUGGGAGAGUUGGAGAUCUUGUAGUGUAACUUGUGGAAGCGGGAUUAAGUCAAGGUUCAGAGCAUGUACAAACCCAAAACCAUCCCCAUAUGGACAGUUUUGCCAAGGGAAUAACAUUGAAAUAGAUUCAUGUUCACAAAUAACUUGUGAUUCUAGCCAUUGUCAACCAAAUCCCUGUAUCCAUGGAUCGUGUAUUGACCUUAGAAAUGAUUUCGUAUGUACAUGUGACCAAGGCUUUGAGGGCAGAAUUUGCAAUAUCUCAAAUUCGAUGUGUAAAUCUAGCCCUUGUGUUCACGGAACAUGUUUUGAUAACAAGGAUGGUUUUGUGUGCUCUUGUUCCGCUGGAUUCAGGGGAAAAUACUGUAACACAAGUAUCGACUUUUGCUCUUCAAAUCCGUGUAUUCGAGGACACUGUGUGAACGAGGUAACAAACUACACUUGCAACUGUCCUCCGGGAUUUACAGGCAACCUCUGUGAAACAGUUCCAGCAUCUGAUUGUUAUGAUAUUCAGAAAAUGUCUCUUGGUAAAACAAAUGGUAUAUAUGGAAUCCAGUUGUGGAAAUCAAAAGUCUACAAAGAAAUAUACUGCGAUUUUGAGACUGCCGGUGGCGGAUGGUCGGUGGUCCAAAGACGAUUUAAUGGUUCAGUGGACUUCUACCGAAAUCAUGCCAAUUACUCCGUUGGUUUUGGAGAUAUUAACGGCGAAUUUUGGCUAGGGCUUCAUUAUAUAUUUGAAUUAUCAUCACAAAACAUUACGGAAUUGCGAAUAGAUGUAGAUGCGGCAGAUGGUACCAAAGCAUUUGAAGUAUACAGGAACUUUAGUUUAGACGAAGACGAUUAUAGGCUUCACAUUGAUAAAGGAUAUGGCACUGCAGGAGAUGUAAAGGGUUUGUACUACAGUAAUGGCCGGCGUUUCUCGACCUAUGAUCAUGAUGUAGAUGAUUAUAAUGGACCCAACAACGCACAACUGUGUCAUGGAGGAUGGUGGUACUGGUAUAGUCCUUGUACCUUUGUUAAUCUUAACGGCGAUUAUAUUACACCAGGAACAGUCCAUUCGACUGCGGCAGGGGAUGCAGGAAUGAUCUAUAAUUCCUUCAAAGGGAAGCAAUCACUGAAAUCGUCGAGAAUGAUGAUAAGGCGCGUGUAAGCAAUGAAAUGUUUCAUGUUGCAUUGUAUUAAAUAAAGUCUCAAUUUAC